UAAUAGUAAGCGUGUCGGUGCGCGUGUUUUGUCUAAACCGCAGUUUAACAUUGCGGUCACCCUCUUUUAGCGGAUCGGAUCGUGGCUGACCAUUCAAGUUGCACAGUUGUUAUUUAGCCCAAACCAUAAUGGCCCAGCUUGUUGACUCAAUGCCCAGUGCAUCGACCGGAUCCGUCGUGGUCACAGACGACCUCAACUACUGGGGUGGCCGUCGGAUCAAGUCCAAAGAUGGUGCCACAUCAGAACCCGUGUUCGAACCUGCGACUGGGCGAGUGUUGUGCCAGAUGGUUCCGUGUGGGGCUGAGGAAGUGGACCAGGCCGUGCAGAGCGCCCAGGCUGCCUAUCUGAAGUGGAGCAAGAUGGCUGGCAUUGAGAGGUCCCGAGUAAUGCUGGAGGCCGCCCGCAUCAUCAGGGAGAGACGAGACAACAUUGCGAAGCUGGAGGUGAUCAACAACGGCAAGACCAUCACCGAAGCAGAGUAUGAUAUCGACGCUGCCUGGCAGUGCAUCGAGUACUACGCUGGGCUGGCCCCGACCCUGUCAGGCCAGCACAUCCAGCUCCCUGGGGGAGCGUUUGCCUACACCAGGAGGGAGCCCUUGGGUGUGUGCGCGGGGAUCCUUGCCUGGAACUACCCCUUCAUGAUCGCUGCCUGGAAGUGUGCCCCAGCUCUCGCUUGUGGCAAUGCCGUGGUCUUCAAGCCCUCCCCCAUGACCCCUGUGACGGGAGUGAUCCUAGCAGAGAUCUUCCACGAGGCGGGGGUCCCCGUGGGCCUGGUGAACGUGGUUCAGGGCGGAGCGGAGACCGGCAGUCUGUUGUGCCGCCACCCCAACGUGGCCAAGGUGUCCUUCACCGGCAGCGUGCCUACUGGCAAAAAGGUCAUGGAAAUGUCAGCCAAGACGGUGAAGCAUGUGACCCUGGAGUUGGGGGGAAAGUCUCCACUCCUGAUCUUCAAGGACUGUGAGCUGGAGAACGCUGUUCGCGGGGCGCUGAUGGCCAACUUCCUGACUCAGGGCCAGGUUUGCACCAAUGGAACCCGGGUGUUUGUUCAGCGGGAGAUCAUGCCCCAGUUCCUGGAGGAGGUGGUGAAAAGGACCAAGGCCAUCGUCGUGGGAGACCCCCUGCUGACCGAGACCCGCAUGGGGGGUCUUAUCAGCAAGCCCCAGCUGGACAAGGUCCUGGGCUUCGUCGCACAGGCCAAGAAAGAGGGAGCGAGGGUUCUUUGUGGCGGAGAACCGUUGACCCCCAGUGACCCCAAACUGAAGAACGGCUACUUCAUGUCCCCCUGUGUUCUCGAUAACUGCAGGGACGACAUGACCUGCGUGAAGGAGGAGAUCUUUGGCCCUGUGAUGUCUGUUCUGCCCUUCGACACUGAGGAGGAGGUCCUGCAGAGGGCCAACAACACAACAUUUGGCCUAGCCUCCGGAGUCUUCACCAGGGACAUCUCCCGCGCUCAUCGCGUGGCUGCCAACCUGGAGGCUGGAACCUGCUACAUCAACACCUACAGCAUUUCCCCCGUGGAGGUGCCCUUUGGGGGGUACAAGAUGUCAGGCUUUGGCAGGGAGAACGGCCAGGCGACGGUGGAUUACUACUCCCAGCUGAAGACUGUGAUAGUGGAGAUGGGCGACGUCGACAGCCUCUUUUAGACACUUCUUCCCUCACUACCUGUGUUUCCAGCACUGUAUUACUUUAUGGCAUAAUUUUGACACACGCACUGCGUCAGUAGAGCGGAUCACAAAAGAGCUGACCGGGAGAGCUGCAGCAGCCAGGUGAAUAAAGAUAAAUAUGUUGACUCUUUGUUGUCUUUUUUGUAUUGG
Messenger RNA from Gadus chalcogrammus (walleye pollock), 1814 nucleotides. It is a transcript of the gene aldh9a1a.1, whose product is annotated as aldehyde dehydrogenase 9 family, member A1a, tandem duplicate 1. Lineage: Eukaryota; Metazoa; Chordata; Actinopteri; Gadiformes; Gadidae. The record is from RefSeq and is a predicted model, not a curated record. The coding region runs from base 129 to 1643 and encodes 504 amino acids. The transcript has 12 exons. Gene Ontology annotation, molecular function: aminobutyraldehyde dehydrogenase (NAD+) activity; 4-trimethylammoniobutyraldehyde dehydrogenase (NAD+) activity.